AUGCGUCGAACUGUCGUCCACGCACCGCCGAAGCCUGUCACUGUAGCGUAUAAGGCAAGUGCAUCCGAGGAGUCUGUCUCCAUCUCCGAGUUUGUCCAACGCCGCUGUCCGAGUCUGGCAAGAGACUUUGUGCCCGCCUGGUGGCUUUUCAACGGUCAUCUUCAGACUCUUUACAGCGUUUUGGGCGACUUUACGAAAACAGACAAUGUCAUUUACCAGCGCACAUACCUACGUCUGCAAGACGGCGGUACUUUAGGUUUGGACUUCACAGGUCCUGACGAUACCCAGUGUGAAGCAGACGCGCCCAUGAUAGUGGUCUUGCAUGGCUUGACUGGAGGCUCUUACGAAUCAUACGUGAGAGCAAUCUUAGCGCCAGCCUGCUCACCCCUCAGUGAACAAGGUCUAGGCUAUCGGGCAGUUGUAGUGAACUUCCGAGGAUGCGCUGGAGUCCCACUAACGAGCCCCCAGCUUUACUCGGCGGGACAUACAGACGACAUCCGUCAGGCGUUGUUCUACAUCUCUCAGCGGUAUCCAACCGCUCCUUUGGUUGGCGUUGGGUUCUCUUUAGGUGCCAAUGUCAUGACGAGAUACGUCGCAGAGGAGGGUGAGCUCAGUCGACUAAGGUCCCUAUGUAUCUUAGGUUGUCCUUGGGACUUACAAGCAAAUACUGACAAACUCACAUCAACUUACCUCGGACAUCAUGUGUACUCAAAGGGCAUGGGACGGAACCUCGUGAACCUUUUACGCCGCCAUGUGGAUACGUUGUCCACUUACUCUGAUCGUGGAGUAGCGGAGGCAGCCGCCGCAACUAUGAAUAUGGUCAGGCCGACCAUAGAAGCGUUUGAUAGUCAUUUCACGCGGAUUGCGGGAGGCUCGUCGCCACCCUGGCCAUUCGCUACCGCGGGCGACUACUAUGCAUACGCAUCCAGCCACAAAGUCCUUGGCAAUGUUCAGAUACCAUUCUUAGCGAUCAACUCCGUCGACGACCCAGUGGUCCGUGAAAUACCUGUGGGUUCCGAGAGGAGCGGAUGGGUGACUAUCGCCGUUACUCCCCAAGGCGGCCAUCUUGGCUGGUUUGAAGCCAAUGACAAGUGGUUUGAGGUGAAGAGAUGGAUUCGGACACCAGUAAUGGAGUGGCUCAAGGCAACCGCAGAAGACCUUAUCUGCGUGACACCGUCGUGGCGGCCACUAUAUACCGACAAAGAUGGAUAUAUCAGAGAGGUCAACGGCAAUGCAGGUCUCGGUUGCAAGGAGGUAGAAGGAGGUGGUAUCAUCGUUGGAGCGGAGCCACAGCGUGAUGUACUCGCUGGCCUUUAA
Coniophora puteana RWD-64-598 SS2 is the source of this 1317-nucleotide messenger RNA. RefSeq names its product AB-hydrolase YheT. The coding region runs from base 1 to 1317 and encodes 438 amino acids. Gene Ontology annotation, biological process: medium-chain fatty acid biosynthetic process; medium-chain fatty acid catabolic process. The record is from RefSeq and is a predicted model, not a curated record. Gene Ontology annotation, molecular function: monoacylglycerol lipase activity; acetylesterase activity. Lineage: Eukaryota; Fungi; Basidiomycota; Agaricomycetes; Boletales; Coniophoraceae. The transcript has 8 exons.